Molecule: messenger RNA, 3286 nt
Organism: Mus pahari (shrew mouse)
Lineage: Eukaryota; Metazoa; Chordata; Mammalia; Rodentia; Muridae
Gene: Rcan3
Product: RCAN family member 3
Exons: 5
Coding region: 269-988 (239 amino acids)
Biological process (GO): calcium-mediated signaling
Cellular component (GO): cytoplasm; nucleus
Molecular function (GO): calcium-dependent protein serine/threonine phosphatase regulator activity; nucleic acid binding
Source: RefSeq, a predicted model, not a curated record
GCCCGCGGGGCGCGAGGAACCCAGGGGAGGGCGCGAGGCGCGCGGGCCCGGGAGCGCGCGCGACGCCGGCAACCUCGCUCGGCCCCAGGUCACCGCCCGUGUCGCCGGCUGAGGCGGCCGCUGCGGCCGGCGUCGAGGGCGUGGUGGCUCCGGGUGGUGAGGGUCUGUCCGCCCCAGGCCGCGCUCGUGGGCACCCCCCCUCGGGCCUCUCCCCACGAGCGCACAGCACUAUCUGGCAGGCAUCCUAGAACUUUUACCCACAGAGAAGAUGCUCCGAGACAGCCUGAAAUCUUGGAAUGACAGCCAGUCAGACCUCUGUAGCAGCGACCAGGAGGAGGAAGAGGAGAUGGUCUUCGGUGAAAAUGAGGACGAACUGGAAGAGAUGAUGGACCUAAGCGACCUGCCCACCUCGCUUUUCGCUUGCAGUGUCCAUGAAGCGGUGUUUGAGGUCCAAGAGCAGAAGGAGAGGUUUGAGGCCCUGUUCACCCUCUAUGAUGACCAGGUCACAUUCCAGUUGUUCAAGAGCUUUCGCAGAGUGAGGAUCAACUUCAGCAAACCGGAGGCCGCGGCGAGAGCGAGGAUAGAGCUCCACGAGAGUGAGUUCCACGGCCGGAAGUUGAAGCUUUACUUUGCCCAGGUGCAGGUGUCCGGGGAGGCUCGGGACAAGUCCUACUUACUGCCACCACAACCCACCAAGCAAUUCCUCAUCUCCCCUCCCGCCUCACCCCCCGUGGGGUGGAAGCAGAGCGAAGACGCAAUGCCAGUGAUCAACUAUGACCUGCUCUGUGCUGUCUCCAAGCUGGGCCCAGGGGAGAAAUAUGAACUGCACGCGGGAACCGAGUCCACCCCCAGUGUGGUGGUGCAUGUCUGUGAGAGCGAAACUGAAGAGGAAGAAGACACAAAAAAUCCGAAACAGAAAAUCACGCAGACGCGGCGCCCGGAAGCUCCCACGGCGGCACUGAGUGAACGGCUCGACUGUGCGCUGUGAGCGGCCUGUGUGUCCCACUACUACCGCCGCGCCUGCCGUGGAGCACACAGGGAUGCGGCUGCAUCUGUCAGGCAGUUGGGCCAGCCUCCCCAGGCUGGAACGUGGGGUGGAGUAGCAGAUUCGGCCAGCUGUUUGAAAUUCUGAACAGUAUUCUCAAUGGCACUUUAAGUGACAAGGUUAGCCCUGACCAUGUGGCACCUGUCUCCUCCCCCAGAAAUAUUAGUUCCCUUGAACCUGUAGAGCAUUGGGUACCACAGGCCAGAAGUAGAGUCACCCAGUGCACUGCCAUUUUUACAGAUUUAAAAAUUAAUCUUACGAUUUCAGUACUUUGGUGUGGGUAUUUUUGUACAGGUGUGGCAGUGUCAUAACAAAUCUAUUGAGGAAAGGCAAAGUGUUGUUCUGUAGACAUGACCUCUUUUUUUUGGUUGCACGAGAAGAAACCUGAGAUACAAAAUCAUUUGUAGAAGUCAUUUCUCUCAAGUAUUUUUUCACUAGCUUUGAGGAUGAAAGGCCAAAUGACUGAGAUUGUCAGAUCCAGAUGUCAUGGGCAGAUGUGCUCUUGGCUCUCCUGGCUGUCCAUCUGCCCUGGCUCUCUUGGCUGUCCAUCUUACUUGGCAGUCAGUGACAGUGGUGUACAGAACUCUGCUCCCAGCUCAGCCCUUCCCAGCCUCGGCUCUGCUGGAGGAACCCGACCUUUGCCAGUGGGAUGUGUCACCGGGAAGCUUGGCUGAGGACUACGUAGUUGGAGCUUGCACGGCAGCUCUUCAGUCACUCUCUUUACCUUAAUGCUGGCCUGCUACUGCUUGAGGUUUCCUGUGCUGUGUGUGUAAUCAUGGACAUUAGUCGGUCUUAACUUUAGAAGAUAAUGAUAAGACUUUGUGAAGACCACUUUAAAUUGGGGGAGCCUGUUUGUUUUUGUUUUCUUCAAAGACAGGGUUUCACUUUGUAGCUCCUGGGCCUCACGUCCCCUGUGAUCCUCCUGCCUCAGCUUCCCAAGUGCUAGAAUUACAGGGGUGAGCACUACACACUUCCAAGAUUUCCAUUCAAGUAUUUCAGCUGUUCGGAAUGAAAAAUUACCUGUACUUUUCCCCAUGGACUAGGGAGAGUAAACAUUCUUUUGGGGGUGGUUGAGUUUGUUUGGUUGGUUGGUUGGUUGGUUUUGAGACAAGAUUUCACACCGUAGCUCAGGCUAGCCUGUGACUUCCCCCUUUAACGGACAUUUCCACCUUUGCUUGCAGUUGGUCCUCAGAUAGAAUUGCUUCUUACACUUGAAGAUGUGCUGUUUGGGCCUCCAUAGGUUGCUCAGCCUCACUGGUCCCUCACAGGCUUUCCUGCCUUUGAGUACCGGGCUACAGGCACAUCAGCCGCUCCACUCAUCCAACUGUUCUUACACAGCAAGUGUUCAGAGCUGGCUGGCCUAAGUGAAGGGGCUGGGCAUAGACCAGAGAGGAACAUAGCUGCUACUGCAAAGAAAGGAACGUAGAGAACUGAAGCCAUGAGAGCCAUGUACAUGUUAGGGCUGGGUCUUUUUUGUGGUAGGAUUGAUCUCAUGGUCGUGCAUACGUGCCCACAUGUGCACACACACAUGUGCAUUGUGUUUCUUAUUAAAACAGGGUCUCCUGUAGUCCAGGUUGAAUUCAAGCUUGCUGUGUCCCAAGGAUGACCUUGAACUCCUGCCUCUGUCUCCUAAGUGCUAGGACUGCGGGUGUGUGCCACCAUACCUAAUAAGAACAGGACAGGUGUCCCUGGCCUUCGGAUCCUGUCGAAUGCUGGAUUCUGCAUUUGCCAUUGGAAAGCCUUUGUGUAGAUUCAGUUGAAGAUUAAGAUUCCACCCGCACUGGUUUUUAGAUCCAAGUCAUCUGCCAGAUAAAGUGAGUUUUGUUUUGAGGUGCCAUCUCAUGUGGCCCAGGUUGGUCUCAAACACCAGGCCUCAGUGGGUCUUCCCAAUUGACUGGAUCCAGGCACACGUUGCCGCCGUGAUCCUGAGACUUUGAAGGCAAAUACAGUAGAUCAGGAAUUCAAGGUCAUCCUUGGCUUCACAGUGCUUUGCAGUGCUGAGCUCAGCAGGUUGCUUCUUUGUAAGGAGGUUGCUUGAUUGUAAGGUAGACCCUCGCUGCCAGCAAGUGUGUUCUCAACUGUUGGGGAGUUGUGUGUUCCCAUUAUAUAGUACAUAUAAUAUAUAGUACACAUGCUCUCUAAUUUUCCAAGUGAUCCUAACCCAGUUUUAAAAUUUGUCUUGGCUUUCAUUUUCUACCCAUCAAUUAAAGAACAUCUGUUGCUGUCGGGUUUUUUUUUUAA